UCAGCUUCUCGAUAGGUGGAGCUACAGGACCUGUGCUGUGGAAGAUUGGUGUGUGAUGUAGCAAUGACAGGACGAGGAAUUUCUUACUUUUGAUGGAAAACUGAUGGAAGAAACUCAUAAAAACAAGUUGUCUCUGAUAGCAAAACUGCACAUGCACAAGCACAGGGAAGUAAAAGCUACAGAAGUGGGAAUGAGCUAUUGGGAUUCCACAGUUUUGCAAGGACAACGUGAACAAUUGACUUUCAAACGCAAUGGUUUAGCGAGGGAAGACGCCUGCAGGAGGAGUCAGCGAACAAAAAAGAAACUUAUGGCCAUGGAGGCUCCUCAUCGCCUUCCUCGACUAAGGUCGACUACAUUUCCUCUAGAUCCUGCUAGAACUUUACUACAUCAUUCUGUUCGUGGAAGUAAAAGAAGUAGAACUACAGCAAACAUUAUUCCAUCAGAUUCUAUGCCCAUAAAAGACAAAAUAAAUUUGAAAACUGCUGAUGUGUUAAGGCACAUAGAUGCAAAGGAUACUAGACAUGUACAUCAAACAGCAAUAUCUAUUGCUUUUGAAGAAAACGACUUGAGACGGCGAAUAGAAGAAGAAAAGAGAAAACAGAGACAGUUGCAGAGGAGUUUUGAAAUAGCAAGGAAGGAACAUCAGCAGGAAAGAUUGCAUGAAUUGCGACAGUUGGAAAGGGAACGAGAGAGGCUUAGAGCAGAAGUGCAGUGUCGAGUGAAGAGUGAACACCAUCUCAGCCGGAUGUUAUUCCAGCAAGGACUCCAUAUAGCCAGUCCUAGCAUAGCAAGGUUGCAAAAUGCUCGAUUGGUAGCAGAACAUCAAGGAGAAAUUGUAGAAACUACCAAAGACAACAAACAAAUAAAACUGGAAUCAAAUACUGAAAGCAAUCAGAUGAGACUCCAGUGGGAACUGAUGAAAAGACCCACACGAAAGUGA
Corticium candelabrum is the source of this 940-nucleotide messenger RNA. RefSeq lists its product as uncharacterized. Bases 104 to 940 code for a protein of 278 amino acids. The transcript is spliced from 2 exons. Lineage: Eukaryota; Metazoa; Porifera; Homoscleromorpha; Homosclerophorida; Plakinidae. The record is from RefSeq and is a predicted model, not a curated record.